CUUCACUCUAAAACUUGUUUUGAGAUAAUUUUGUAUUUAAAUGUAAUUAACAAUUUUUCCAAUUCUAUAUAGUACAUUUUCCCAGAAACAAUUCAUUGUUGCAUGGUGUUAUUGAUUUUGGACUCUAAGGGACGCUGUUGGUCAAUCCAACAUAAUCUUUGAAACAUUAACACACAGUCCCCUCCCUUGCUUCUCUGGCCUAUGAGAGAAAAGGAGAUAGUGUGCAUUAUGUGGGCUGACAGACAGAAAACAGACUCACAUGAACCGAUACAUCCGUUUAGAUAUUAUCUGUAAAAACAAUACAGUUUUUCCUUAGUGCUUCGUGAGUUUUAUUUUUCAAAAUAAGUGUCGUCCUUGGAUCGUUGUAAGGCAUUUUUUUUCGUGUUUUCAUUUAUUAUGGCAUGUGGAAUACGACCCUAUACCCGGUGCGAAAAAUGGCGUUUUGGCUGCGGACAGAACUGGCAUUUACUGCUGGUCCUUUUUUAUUUAAUUUGUAUGGUCAACGGACAUAUCCGAUAUUCAAUACCAGAGGAGAUGAAGAAAGGUUCCCUAGUCGGUAAUGUAGCACAGGAUCUUGGUUUGGAUCUGAAAAGGCUUCGUUCCGGUCGGGCCCGUAUCGUGACCGAAGAGAGCAUCCAGUACACCGAGCUGAAGACAGACAAAGGGAUUUUAGUCGUCAAUGAUAGAAUUGACCGAGAGCAGCUUUGUGGAGACGUGACACCGUGUAGUUUCAGCUUUGAGGUGAUUUUAGAAAACCCGAUGGAGCUAUAUCAAAUUACAGUUGAAAUAACAGACAUAAAUGAUCAUUCGCCCACGUUUAAAAGAAACAGCAUCCAUUUUGAAAUCAGUGAAUCCGCUAAUACUGGAUCUCGAUUUCCACUGACUAGUGCAGAAGAUCCAGAUGUGGGUGUUAAUGGACUCAGAGAAUAUUUUUUGACCGAGAAUGACAAUUUUGUUUUAAAACAAAACUCAAAUGCAGAUGGAAAGAAAUACGCAGAGAUGGUUCUUCAGAAGCCAUUAGACAGAGAGACAAAUCCUCAUCUGUCUCUAAAGCUGAUAGCUGUAGACGGUGGAAGUCCGCAGAGAUCUGGUACAGUAAAUAUAGAUGUGACUGUUCUUGAUAUCAAUGACAAUGCACCUGUAUUUAAUCAAUCUGUGUACAAAGCUACAGUGAUGGAAAAUUCUCCCAGAGAUACUUACGUUACCACUGUUAAUGCCAGUGACGCAGACAUCGGGUCAAACAGUAUUGUUACGUAUUAUUUUUCAGAUCUGAACAGUGGUCUAAGUGAUUUGUUUAGAAUUGAUGAAAAAACUGGCGUCAUUUCAAUAACAGGCUCUAUUGAUUAUGAAAAAGACAAAAAAUAUGAACUUAGAAUAGAAGGAAAAGAUCAAGGAGGUUUGACAGAUUCAAGUAAAGUGAUAAUUGAAGUUACUGAUGUGAAUGACAACGCCCCUACUAUUAGCGUCAUGUCGUUCACUAGUCCUGUGUCAGAGGACUCCCCUCCCGGUACAACAAUUGGCAUUAUAAAUGUAAAAGAUCUCGAUUCAAGUGAUAACGGACAAGUAAAUUGUAGAAUAGAACAAAACGCACCUUUCAAAAUAAAAUCCAAUUUAAGAAAUUACUAUACAUUGGUGACUGAUAUUGUAUUAGACCGUGAAAGUGUUUCAGACUAUAACAUCACUGUUGUUGCGACAGAUGCAGGAAUGCCUCCUCUGUCAACAAAAAGAACCUUUCAUUUAAAGGUCUCUGAUGUGAACGAUAAUGCCCCGGUUUUUCCACGAGGUGUUUACAGCGCAUUUAUUCCAGAGAAUAACUCUCCAGGCGUUUCUGUUCUCACUGUGAGAGCUAAAGAUCCUGAUGAAAACCAAAACGCCCGAAUAUCGUAUAUUUUGGAAGAUACUAAUACCGGUGGAUCUCCAGUUUCUGAGUAUGUUUCUAUAAAUGCAGAAAGUGGAGUGAUACAUGCAGUUCGCUCGUUUGAUUAUGAGCAAAUCAAACAGCUGGUUUUCAUUGUCAAAGCGCAGGAUGGAGGUUCACCUCCACUCAGUAGCAAUGUGACUGUUAAAAUACUGAUCCACGACCAGAACGACAACCCUCCUCAGGUUCUGUACCCAGUCCAGACUGGUGGCUCUCUGGUAGCUGAAAUGGUGCCUCGUUCAGCAGAUGUGGGCUAUCUGGUGACUAAAGUGGUGGCUGUUGAUGUGGACUCUGGACAGAAUGCCUGGCUCUCCUAUAAACUGCAGAAAGCCACAGACAGGGCGCUGUUUGAAGUUGGCUUACAGAAUGGAGAAAUAAGAACUAUCCGCCAAGUGACUGAUAAAGAUGCAGUGAAACAAAGACUGACUGUUAUAGUGGAGGACAACGGGCAGCCCUCUCGUUCAGCUACAGUCAUUGUUAACGUGGCGGUGGCGGACAGCUUCCCUGAAGUGCUGUCGGAGUUCACUGACUUUACACAGGACAAGGAAUACAAUGACAACCUGACUUUUUACUUAGUGUUGGCUCUGGCUGUAGUUUCCUUCCUCUUCAUCACGUGUUUAGUGUUUAUUAUAUCAGUGAAAAUCUACAGAUGGAGACAGUCUCGCAUCCUGUAUCACUCCAAUCUCCCUGUGAUUCCAUAUUAUCCACCACGUUACUCAGACACUUUGGGGACAGGGACUCUCCAACACGUGUACAAUUACGAGGUGUGCAGGACGACUGACUCCAGAAAGAGUGACUGUAAGUUCGGCAGAGCUGGUAGUCAGAACGUGCUGAUAAUGGACCCCAGUUCUACAGGGACGAUGCAGCGGUUACAGAAUGAAAAGAGCAUCCUGGAUGAACCAGACUCUCCUCUAGAGGUGAGGUGCAAGACGCAACUUGUUUAUUUUUGGAAUCUUUUUUUUGUCUGAACUGAAAUUAAAUUGCAAUGAGUCGUUGGAUGUAGUUUAAC
Lates calcarifer (barramundi perch) is the source of this 2927-nucleotide messenger RNA. RefSeq names its product protocadherin gamma-A11-like. Lineage: Eukaryota; Metazoa; Chordata; Actinopteri; Centropomidae. The coding region runs from base 397 to 2886 and encodes 829 amino acids. The record is from RefSeq and is a predicted model, not a curated record. Gene Ontology annotation, biological process: homophilic cell-cell adhesion. Gene Ontology annotation, cellular component: plasma membrane. Gene Ontology annotation, molecular function: calcium ion binding. The transcript has a single exon.